Molecule: messenger RNA, 474 nt
Organism: Trypanosoma grayi
Lineage: Eukaryota; Euglenozoa; Kinetoplastea; Trypanosomatida; Trypanosomatidae
Product: protein disulfide isomerase
Exons: 1
Coding region: 1-474 (157 amino acids)
Biological process (GO): protein folding
Cellular component (GO): endoplasmic reticulum
Molecular function (GO): protein disulfide isomerase activity
Source: RefSeq, a predicted model, not a curated record
AUGGCAAUGAAUUCCGGCAGGACAACAGCAGUGACGCUCCUAUUGGCUGUGUCGGCAGCGGUGCUUGCUGCACUGCCCGCCGCUGCCGACAUGCGUCGCUUUCGUAUCGAAGGGAAACCCAUCAACUUGCACUCUGCGGACACCAAGGUGGUGCAACUCGAUGCAGAGACAUUUGAAAAGACCGUAAACGACCCGUCAAAGCACGUUUUUGUUUUUUUCUACGUGACGUGGUGUGACCGCUCCUGCCGCAUGUUUCCCAAGUGGGAGACGUUGGCGGAGGAUAUGAAAGAUGUAUCGGACGUUGUCUUUGCAGACAUCGACGCGGGGCUGUACGGCGAUAUCGCCGAGCGGUACGGUGUGCACGGUUUUCCCACGCUGCGGCUGUUCACCAAGGGCAACAAGGAAGGUGUGGUAUAUCACGGCCCGCGCGACGUUACGGCGCUUAAGAGUUUUGUGAAAGGGAUCGUUUGGUAG